GCGCUGGGGACGUUGUGCCUGUUUGUGUGUGUGUGUGUGUGUGUCAGCGAGCUGCUGCUCCGCGCUGGGGACGCGCUGGCAGCGAAGCAAAUCCUCCUCUAUCCAAAGCGGCGUUUAGGAGCGGGUAAGUGCAGAGACGGCGGGGAGAACGAGUGAAGCCCAGCUCGCCGAUGCAAAAGGCAAAAUGCAGCAAUCCAUCCUCACCAUCCUGUGUUCGGGAUUGUUGGGAUGUGUUUUGGGAGCGUUCCCCAGCAGCUUGCAAAUCGGUGCUCUCUUCCCCAAACAGCAAUCCCAGGAAUAUUCCGCUUUCCGAUUCGGAUUAUCGUUCUACAACACGGACACUUUGUACAAGCUCAUCACCCAAACGGAGAACGUGGACAUUAGCAACAGUUUCGCCGUCACGAACGCCUUCUGCUCGCUGUUCGCUCGCGGAGUCUAUGCGAUCUUUGGGUUUUACGACAGGAAGACGGUAAACACACUCACAUCGUUUUGUGGAGCCCUGCACCUCUCGUUCAUCACUCCCAGCUUCCCUGUCGAUACCUCCAACCAGUUUGUCAUUCAGAUGAGACCUGACCUACAGACUGCUCUGCUCAACCUCAUCGAACAUUACAAAUGGCAGAAGUUUGUGUAUAUUUACGAUGCUGAUCGCGGACUGUCUGUACUACAGAAGGUGCUGGACACAGCUGCAGAGAAGAACUGGCAAGUGACGGCAGUCAGUAUUGAGAGCACCACUGAAGAAGGUUACCGGAUGCUCUUCAAAGAUUUGGACAAGACAAAGGAUAGGCACGUCAUCAUUGACUGCGAGGCUGAUAAGCUCACCACCAUCAUGAAUCAGAUCAUAAGCAUUGGAAAACAUACCCAAGGGUAUCAGUACAUCUUCGCAAGCCUGGGUUUCAUGGACAUGGAUCUCGAUAAAUUCCGGCAUGCAGGAGCAAAUGUGACUGGGUUUCAGAUUGUGCGGCCUGACAGUGCUCAAGUAUUAAAAUUCCUUCAGCGUUGGAAGAAACUCGAUGGCAAAGAGUAUCAAGGAGUUGAAGGACAUAAACUGAAGUAUACGUCAGCUAUGACCUUUGAUGGAGUGCUCGUGCUGUCUGAAGCUUUCAAGUACCUACGCAAGACAAGGAUCGACAUCUCUCGGAGAGGAAAUGCAGGAGACUGUUUGGCAAAUCCUGCUGUACCUUGGGGUCAAGGGAUAGACAUUCAACGAGCCCUACAGCAGGUUCGUAGUGAUGGAUUAACUGGGAACAUUCAGUUUAACGAAUUUGGACACCGGACCAACUACACUGUCAAUGUGUUGGAGCUGAAAAGUGAUGGAAUUAGAAAGAUUGGCUAUUGGAAUGAAGAUGACAAGUUUGUUGCAACAACAGGAGACCAUCACAUUGGCAACGACACCAGUGGCAUCCAGAAUCGGACGUAUUUUGUAACGACAAUCUUAGAACCUCCUUACGUGAUGCUGAAGAAGAAUCAUGAUCAGCUAGAAGGUAAUGAUAAAUACGAAGGUUACUGUGUGGAGCUGGCAGCGGAGAUUGCCAAGCACGUGGGCUUCAAGUACAAACUCGCAAUCGUGGCAGACGGAAAAUACGGAGCGAGGGAUCCAGACUCCAAAGUGUGGAAUGGGAUGGUCGGCGAGCUUGUGUAUUCAAAAGCUGAUAUCGCAGUGGCCCCAUUAACCAUCACCUUGGUGCGGGAGGAGGUCAUUGACUUUUCCAAACCUUUCAUGAGCUUGGGGAUCUCCAUCAUGAUUAAAAAACCCCAGAAAUCCAAACCGGGGGUUUUCUCCUUCCUGGACCCCUUGGCGUAUGAGAUCUGGAUGUGCAUCGUGUUCGCCUACAUUGGUGUGAGCGUGGUCCUGUUCCUGGUGAGCAGAUUCAGCCCCUAUGAGUGGCAAACAGAGGAGUACGAAGACGGACCUGAUGCCCAAAGUCUCGACCAGACCAACGAGUUUGGAAUAUUUAACAGUCUCUGGUUCUCUCUGGGCGCCUUUAUGCAGCAAGGAUGCGAUAUUUCGCCAAGAUCUCUGUCGGGCAGGAUUGUUGGUGGAGUUUGGUGGUUCUUCACCUUGAUCAUCAUCUCAUCCUACACUGCCAACUUAGCUGCCUUCCUGACAGUCGAGCGAAUGGUGUCUCCCAUUGAGAGCGCAGAGGACCUUGCAAAGCAGACAGAGAUCGCCUAUGGAACACUUGAUGCGGGAUCAACAAAAGAGUUUUUCAGGAGAUCAAAGAUUGCCGUCUUCGAAAAAAUGUGGGCGUACAUGAAGUCUGCUGAACCGUCGGUCUUUGUCAAAACCACAGAGGAAGGUGUAAUCCGUGUGAGAAAGUCCAAAGGGAAGUAUGCCUAUCUCUUGGAGUCAACUAUGAAUGAGUACAUUGAGCAGAGGAAGCCGUGUGAUACCAUGAAGGUUGGAGGUAACCUCGACUCCAAGGGAUAUGGUGUGGCUACACCAAAAGGAUCACCUUUACGAAAUCCCGUAAACCUGGCAGUUCUUAAACUGAACGAGCAGGGACUCUUGGACAAAUUGAAAAACAAAUGGUGGUACGACAAGGGGGAGUGCGGCAGUGGAGGCAGUGACUCCAAGGACAAGACGAGUGCACUGAGUCUGAGCAACGUAGCAGGAGUUUUCUACAUCCUGAUUGGUGGACUUGGAUUGGCAAUGCUCGUGGCGCUAGUGGAGUUUUGUUACAAGUCAAGAACCGAAGCAGCACGAAUGAAGCAGCUUUCGAUAAGUGAAGCGAUGAGGGCCACGGAAAGGGUCCCAGCACAGGGAGGCACUGGUGAGAACGGGCGGAUUGUAACCCACGAUUACAGCAAGUCCAUGCAAACCUUACCCCGUAUGAGCCACACAAGUGGAAUGAGUCUGGGUGCCACUGGGAUCUCAUAACCUCAGAAAGUGACACAAGCAAACCCAGGAAUGGCUCAGCGAACUGAACAAAUAAGUUAUGGGGACUUUUUAAUAACAAUCUUCAUUUAAGGAAACUAACAAAAAAAAAUUGUUGCAAAAUAUUGUAAAGCUGCAAUAAUUGGGAGGAGGACUCUGAGAGUAAGAUCUGUAUCAAACUAUUCCAUGUGGGAACAGAACUGUGUCUGUUCAUCUUCGGUGGACCAUUUGUUUCUAGUUGGUGUUUAGUAUUUCUGACAGGAAUCACAAUCUUGCAUUAACUGCUGUGAAUGACUGAGUUAGUCACAGAGAAGCUCGGUCCAACCAACCACUAAUCUGCUUCCAAUAAAACCUCCAACUCUCACAGAAUUCAUCAAUACUCCAGCUGCAUUCGCUCAGUUAUAGAAUAUUCAAUACAGGGAAACAAAGGAUAGGGAACUAAUGAAUAAACACAAAUAAAUCAGGUUAAAAUGCUGAAGAAUAGAAAUGGGGAAGCGAUGGGCGGAAUGUAGAAAAAUGAAGAGAGGAAAUGUUGGAGCUGGGAGGGAGGGAUGUUAGUGAUAUUGUGUGGAUCGAGGUCUUGCUUUAACUCAAGGUAACAGAUAAUUCCAAAAUGUCAAGAAAAUGAGUGUCCUGCCUUUGAAAUAUUAAACACAUCUUCUUAAGGUCAUUGUUUACUUCAAGCGAUUUUGCUGAAUAUUAUUUCAAGUCACCUUAAAGAGACAAAAAGUGUUAAGUUUUUAACAACAUUGCCUAAUGAAGCAGUAUUUCUGUCUCUGUGUAGGAUUCCCCUGUUAGCUAGUUGCUAUUUGCUGUUACAUGCUUUGGACUGUGCAUCUGCUUUUACAGCUUGUCAUUGGUGGUGAUGUUUCUGUGUUUCUAGAGGCUCAUUUAAUAGUUACCCAUCUGUUAGCAGGCACAGGACCGAGAGAUGGACAACAGUCUAAAAACAGAUGUCAUUCAAAACACUCUAUUGGUCCCGUUUGCACUUUGGAGUGGUUUAAAACAGUUUUAUAUAAUUGUUUGUACAAGAACAUUAAACUAAAUAUACAUUAGAAA
Messenger RNA from Stegostoma tigrinum, 3934 nucleotides. RefSeq names its product glutamate receptor 1. Gene Ontology annotation, biological process: synaptic transmission, glutamatergic; monoatomic ion transport; modulation of chemical synaptic transmission. Gene Ontology annotation, cellular component: AMPA glutamate receptor complex; dendritic spine; plasma membrane. The coding region runs from base 185 to 2878 and encodes 897 amino acids. NCBI's taxonomy places the organism in Eukaryota, Metazoa, Chordata, Chondrichthyes, Orectolobiformes, Stegostomatidae. The transcript has 16 exons. Gene Ontology annotation, molecular function: transmitter-gated monoatomic ion channel activity involved in regulation of postsynaptic membrane potential; AMPA glutamate receptor activity. The record is from RefSeq and is a predicted model, not a curated record.